Molecule: messenger RNA, 1425 nt
Organism: Zingiber officinale
Lineage: Eukaryota; Viridiplantae; Streptophyta; Magnoliopsida; Zingiberales; Zingiberaceae
Product: arogenate dehydratase/prephenate dehydratase 6, chloroplastic-like
Exons: 1
Coding region: 124-1260 (378 amino acids)
Biological process (GO): L-phenylalanine biosynthetic process
Cellular component (GO): cytoplasm; chloroplast
Molecular function (GO): prephenate dehydratase activity; arogenate dehydratase activity
Source: RefSeq, a predicted model, not a curated record
UCCAUAUUAAUUUCCUCAUUUGGAGUCGACGACGUUUCUCUUCAAGUCCUCCUUUCCCUUCUCCUUCAGUUCCCUAAUCCAAAUCCCUAAUUCUCGAUUCCUAAAUCUUCUCGAUCGGCAACCAUGGCGUCAGCUCCCUCGAUCCGCCCCGCUUUCUCUUCCACUUCUGCCGCCGAUUUUAUCUCUGUUGAUCGAGUCCGCCUCUAUCCGUUCUCCGGCGCCGUCAAGGUUUCGCCUUUCCGUCGACUUACGUCGUAUUCGAUCGCCUGCGCCGCCGUCGCUGCCAUCAACGGAGGUGUCGUCCCUAAGGUCGACGAUCGCGCUCGGAUCAACGGAUUUGAGUCCGCCGGUCUGCGGGUCGCCUUCCAAGGUGCCCCCGGCGCCUACUCCGAGUUUGCCGCCAAGACCGCCCUCCCGGGCUGCGAGACCCUCCCCUGCCGCGCCUUCGCGGACGCGAUCUCCGCCGUCGAGCGCGGCCUCGCCGACCGCGCGAUCCUCCCCGUGGAGAGCACCAUGGACGGCGCCGGCCUGCGCAAUUACGAGUUCCUCCUCCACCACGACCUCCGUGUGGUCCAGGAGAUUAGCCUCUUCGUCAACUACUGCCUCCUCGCCAUGCCCGGCGUCAGCCCCGCCGAGCUCCGCCGCGUGAUCAGCCACCCGCUCGCGCUCGCUCACUGCAGCCGCGCCCUCGCCCAGCUCGGCCUCCACCUCCGCGAGCCCGUCGAGGACACCGCCGGUGCCGUCGAGAUGCUCCGCUCCAACCGCCUCCUCGACACCGCCGCCAUCGCCUCCCCGCGCGCCGCGCUCCUCUACGGCCUCGACGUCCUCGCCGACGGCCUCCAGGACGAUUCCUGGAACGUGACGCGCUUCCUCCUCCUGGCCUCGCCCACGUCCCUCGCCGCCGCCGUGCGCCCAAAGGCUGCGGCGCCUUUGAAGACCUCGACGGUGGUGGCGCACCGGGGCGGCUCCAUGUCGGUGCUCCUGAAGGUGCUCUCUGCCUUCUCCCGUCGGAGCAUCAACCUGACGAAGCUGGAGGUGCUCAACUCGGCGUCGAAGGAGGACAAGUCACCGGUGUUCAUCCUGGACGUGAGUAGGAAGGGGAUGCUCAGGGCGUUCCCCCAUGUCCUGUACGUUGACUUCGAGGGCUCGCCGGAGAACCCCAAGGCGAAGGAGGCCAUCGACGAGAUAUCGCAAACCGCCGAGUUCGUGAGGAUCUUGGGCUGCUACGCCGCCGACACCAACAUCUACGAUCUUCAUUAACGACCAGAACAAAGCUUCACAAUAAGCAGGCACGUGACCUGAUUAGCAACUCAAUUCCCUGCUUAUUCCGACAAUUAUGGUUUCCACGAUGGAUAUAAUUGUAAUUUCACGGAUUAUUACUAUUUCCGAUUAUAAUUUUCUUAUUUCCAUCCAAAAUGCCGACAA